UGCAUCUGAGACAGUCGGAGUGGAGUACAUAUCUGACCAGACCAGGUGAAUGGUAAAGUCGCAUAUCCGCGGGUGCGAUUGUUUGUUCAGCUGAUUGUAACAUGCGUAAUGUGCACAAAUGUGCCAAAAGAUCUCAUCGCAAAAGCCCCGAAUCUUCUUGAAGCGCAGGGAUGGCAACCCAGAUCGUACCCAUGACCAAAGAGGUUCGACUAGUGCAGGGUUCACAGGGUUCACAGGGCUGAAGUCUGAAGGAAGGCAUGAUUCUAGCCGCGGCUCAACAGCGGGGCCUAAGUGGCGCUUAGUUACGGUUUACCUAACAGACGAGCAUUUUCUUUGCGACAAUCGUAAAAAGAUCACGACAUCCCAUUCCUUGAGUGUGGCGAGAUUUCCCUUUGUUUCUCGCUUGUCAUUCUGUCCUUCUCGCAACAAUAUUUCUAGACUCACGACACUACCUUUCAAGAAACACGCAUAGAGCAUCAACGUCAUGUCUGUAACAACGCGCCCCAAGAUCCCGCCGGUCGUCAUGGACGAUAUCACGCAGCAGAUUGGCAACACGCCGCUUGUCCGCCUCAACAAGAUCCCCCAGUCGCUCGGUAUUGAAGCUACCGUCUAUGUUAAGGUUGAGGCCUUCAACGCCGGCGGCUCUGUCAAGGAUCGCAUUGCUCUGCGCAUGAUCGAAGCCGCCGAGAGGGAGGGACGCAUAAAGCCUGGCGACACUCUGAUCGAGCCCACCUCGGGCAACACUGGCAUUGGCCUGGCACUUGUCGCCGCCGUCAAGGGCUACAAGACCAUCAUCACUCUUCCCGAGAAAAUGAGCCCGGAGAAGGUCGCCGUCCUGAAGGCGUUGGGCGCAGAGAUCAUCCGAACACCCACCAGCGCUGCCUGGGACAGCCCUGAGAGCCACAUCGGUGUUGCGAGAAAGUUGGUCAAGGAGCUGCCAAACGCUCAUAUCCUCGACCAGUACUCGAACCCCAACAACCCGCUUGCCCAUGAGUUCGGCACUGCCGAGGAGGUCUGGGAGCAGACACAGGGCAAGGUCACCGCGCUCGUUGCAGGUGCUGGUACUGGCGGUACAAUCACUGGCCUUGCGCGUGGCCUGAAGAAGCAUAACAACGACAUUAAGAUCAUUGCUGCCGAUCCCCAGGGCAGCAUUCUGGCGUUGCCAGAGUCCCUCAACGACGAGCGCGUCAACGAGGGAUACAAAGUUGAGGGCAUCGGUUACGACUUCAUUCCUGAAGUUUUGGAGCAGAAGAUCGUUGACAAGUGGUACAAGACCGAUGACCGCACAGCCUUCCAAUACGCGAGAAGACUGAUCUCCGAGGAGGGUAUUCUUUGCGGUGGAUCUUCCGGCAGUGCCAUGGAUGCCGCUGUGAAGGCCAUCAAGGAGCUUGGCCUGGGUAAGGACGAUGUUGUAGUCGUCAUCUUGCCCGACAGCAUCAGGAGCUAUCUUAGCAAGUUUGUUGACGACGACUGGCUCGCUGCCAACGAUCUCCUGCCGGAGACCCCCCCUGACACACCCGAGGCCGCGAACGUCACACGUCGCCUUUCGCUCAGCAAGAACAACAAGAACGACCCCUUCCACGGCGCCACCAUUGCCUCGCUGCGCCUCAGGCCCGUCACCACAGUCCCCGCCAACUCGCCCUGCAGCGAAGCUAUCGAGACCAUGCGCGAGAAGGGCUUCGACCAGCUCCCCGUCUCCACAUACUCCGCCGCCGGCAAGCAGCGCCUCGUCGGCCUUGUCACCCUGGGCAACCUGCUCUCCUACAUCGCAGCCGGGCGCGCAACACCGCGGUCCAAGGUCGAAGACGUCAUGUUCGACUUCCGCAAGCUCAACGAGGUCGUCAAGGAUCUCGGCAGGCUGCACCUGGACGGCGAGGACGCCAAGGCCGGCAGCCGGAGGGAGUUUGUCGAGAUCACACGGGAAACCAAGCUCAGCGAUCUGAACAAGUUCUUCGAGUGGAACAGCGCGGCCAUUGUCACUGAGAAGGCUGACGGGGAGCCGAAGGCCGUGGCCGUCGUCACGAAGGUUGAUCUGCUCACCUGGAUGGUCACCCAGAAGAGCGUCAACGGCCACUAGAGUUGGUAUUCAUAGAGUAGAGAAGGGAAGAUAAGACGGAAGAAGAGGCGCACUUGCUUUACUACAUCAGCAUGGAGUUUUGGGUAGAUACCAUUCAUCUGACUUCAUUAAGUUAGCAGAUGAAAGUUGCAGAUUUUAACACCUGCAACAUAAUGCAAUCGUAGAAGUCGUCACGUUGCAAGAACGUUGAUCGAUACUAAA
Boeremia exigua is the source of this 2278-nucleotide messenger RNA. RefSeq names its product tryptophan synthase beta subunit-like PLP-dependent enzyme. NCBI's taxonomy places the organism in Eukaryota, Fungi, Ascomycota, Dothideomycetes, Pleosporales, Didymellaceae. The transcript is spliced from 2 exons. Gene Ontology annotation, molecular function: cysteine synthase activity; cystathionine beta-synthase activity. Gene Ontology annotation, cellular component: cytoplasm. The record is from RefSeq and is a predicted model, not a curated record. Bases 485 to 2077 code for a protein of 530 amino acids.